Messenger RNA from Paramecium tetraurelia, 874 nucleotides. RefSeq lists its product as uncharacterized. NCBI's taxonomy places the organism in Eukaryota, Ciliophora, Oligohymenophorea, Peniculida, Parameciidae. The record is from RefSeq and is a predicted model, not a curated record. The transcript has 5 exons.
AUGAGUUAAAUUUUAGCACCUGUAGUUGAAUAAACAACAGUACCAGAUGGAUUCAUUUUAGAGUAAAAUUCAAAAACCCUCAUGGUGACCAUAAACAGACCAAAUUAGGCAAAUAGCUUCACUUUGGGAAUGUAUUUGCAAUUGAUAGAAAUUCUAAAAAAAGCAGCAGAAGAUGAUACCGUUGAUAUAGUUUUAGUAAAGGGAAAUGGAAAAAUGUUUAGUUCAGGUAAUGACAUGAAGAAUUUUUCAUUAUUCACUUUAUCAACUGAAGAGUAAAGAAUUCAAUUCGCCACAGAAUUAGUGGAAUUAAUCCGAGAAUUAAAUAAUUCCAUUUUGCAUUUUCCUAAGACUUUGAUAGCCUGUUGUCAUAAUGGUGUAUUUGGGUUUUUAUUUCCAAUGUUGGCUCUAUUCGAUUAAGUGUUUGUGACAGAAGAUUGCUAUUUUGUAGCUCCAAUGAUACAACUUGGUUAGGGUCAUGAGAUGUUUUCAUCCUAUACUUUCCCCAGACUCUUCGGACAUAGCAAAUCAUAUAGUUUGAUGGUUAAUGGAGAGAGGUUGUUGGCUAAAGAUGCAAUAGAAUGCGGAUUCGCUUAAAAGAUGUUCAAGACAAAGGAGGAGAUGUAUAGCCAUGCUUAAAAGAUGUGCUAAUCAAUAGAGUAGAUGGAUAGGAAUAGUGUGAUGAAUGGAAAGUUGUUGAUGAGAGAAGCAUUGAUGAGUGAAUUGAGCAAGGCUGGAGAGAGAGAAUUGAAGGUAAACUUCAAGAUCUGGUCUCAAGAGAAUUUGCUUGAGAACGUUAUGAAACACAUGAUGAGAAUGAGAUCAAGAUUGUGAGAUGAUUUUUAUAUAUAACAAAUUGAAUGCAGAAUUUAAUCAA